UGGUGGGUGGGGCUGGAGUCCCACCUAGGCGCGCUGUGUCUUGUGGGUGGGAGCGCUGUCUGGUUUUGGCGUUUCGCGCAAUGCUGCGGCGGGGAGACCGGGAGCUGACACAGAGACACUUGAAUUAGCUUCAGCAGAAGAGAAAUGGAGGAGCCAUAGAACAUUAAGGAUGAAUUCAGGAAGACCCGAGACCAUGGAGAACUUGCCGGCUCUCUACACUAUUUUCCAAGGAGAGGUUGCUAUGGUGACAGACUAUGGAGCCUUCAUCAAAAUCCCAGGCUGUCGGAAGCAAGGUCUGGUCCAUCGAACUCACAUGUCAUCCUGUCGUGUGGAUAAGCCCUCUGAGAUAGUAGAUGUUGGAGACAAAGUGUGGGUGAAGCUUAUUGGUCGAGAGAUGAAAAAUGAUAGGAUAAAAGUGUCCCUCUCCAUGAAAGUCGUCAACCAAGGGACUGGGAAAGACCUCGACCCUAACAACGUUAUCAUUGAGCAAGAAGAGAGGCGGCGGCGGUCCUUCCAGGAUUACACUGGGCAGAAGAUCACCCUCGAGGCUGUCCUGAACACCACCUGCAAGAAGUGUGGCUGUAAAGGCCACUUCGCAAAAGAUUGUUUUAUGCAACCAGGAGGGACCAAAUAUUCUCUGAUACCUGAUGAGGAAGAGGAGAAGGAAGAGGCAAAGUCAGCAGACUUUGAGAAGCCUGACCCCACGAGGAAUUCUUCUAGAAAAAGAAAGAAGGAAAAGAAGAAGAAAAAACAUAGAGACAGGAAGUCGUCUGACUCGGACAGCUCAGACUCUGAGAGUGACACAGGCAAGAGGGCAAGGCACACAUCAAAAGAUAGCAAGGCAGCAAAGAAGAAGAAGAAGAAGAAGAAGCACAAGAAAAAGCACAAAGAGAGGUCCUGUUACCCUCUCCAGCUGCCACUGCCAGAGCCAGAUUCCUGCACAGGAGUCCAGGCUGCAGCCACAGGUACUGCUGUGGAGGCAAGUCUGGCUGUAGUUGGAACAGGGAUGGGCCCCUCCCUGUUGGGUCUGCCCUGGGCUGACUGGUGAGUGAUCCCUGCGGCAUCUAACACGGGCCAAGGGAGACCAGCAGGAUGAGGGAGAACAUGGUAAGAAGUGGUGCUCACUUUUUCCAUUCCCCCUAACGUGAUUCUCCCAUGCUACAAGUGACAGCCAGAAAACCGUUGUUUGCAGUGACUGAGCUUGUGUGUGACAUUCUGCCAGACCACUGAACCAGACAGCUAAAGCCAAGUUCAUUGCUUUACUUUGUAUUUACUACUGUGUGAGUCACUUGGUUCCACUUCAGGUCUCUGCUUAAAUUCCUGGCACUAAAUGGAAGUGUUUUUGGUUUUAAA
This is a messenger RNA of Mustela lutreola (European mink), 1353 nucleotides long. RefSeq names its product zinc finger CCHC-type containing 17 (gene ZCCHC17). The record is from RefSeq and is a predicted model, not a curated record. NCBI's taxonomy places the organism in Eukaryota, Metazoa, Chordata, Mammalia, Carnivora, Mustelidae. Gene Ontology annotation, biological process: RNA stabilization. Bases 170 to 1048 code for a protein of 292 amino acids. Gene Ontology annotation, molecular function: RNA binding; zinc ion binding. The transcript has 9 exons.